AUGUGCGUGGGGAAAAAGAAAACGAAGACAUCAAACUUGGUUCCUCCAAAAGGCCGCCGACCGUCCGCAAACCUUAUAACGGCCCAGGUACAGGUAGCAAUAUUCAAAUUGAAAAAAAAAAUCCACUUUCCAAUUUUUUUUUUCAGAGGAGCGAGGUGAAAGUAUCUAAGGAUCACGACAAAAAACAUUUCGAGAGGAGUAUUGAGAGGCCAAAAUGUCUAGAAAAAAUUGAUAAAAAGUUGAAUAACGACGCUCCAAAAGGUUACAUUGCUAAACAACAGGGAGAAGUUCGGAAGGCUGCAAAAAGGAACCUCAAGAAGUUUUCAAAAAAAAGCGAACUUCUCUAAUUACCUUUUUGUCAUUUUUGCAUCCUUCUCAGUUCUUGCAAAAAUUGUCCUGGUCUUCGAACUUUUUCGUUGACCUCAUUUCCGAAUCUAUCAUCAGGGAUAUCUUCGAACUUUGUCUUGGAAGCUUUUCGAUUUCCGAAUUCAGUGCACACGCAUGCAAGUGGGGAUAAGAAGAAAGACAGAGCGACACAUGAAACGAAAUUUACGGUAACAGUGGAAAAGAGGAUUCCCGAGAAAAAAGACGAAGGCAAGACGUCGGGGCUAAAGAAAGCCUCUGCGAAGAAAAAUUUCGAAGUUCGGCCUCUCGACGAGACCGGCAAUGUGCCAGCUGGACACAACGACUCAGCGUUUGUUUCUUUUUCUCUUUUCCUCUUCUUUUUUGUAGCACAAAUAACUCAAGUUUUAUGAGGAAGUUGAAAAACGGGAAGAUCGGUCCUCGUUUAUAAAUAGUUUUCAAGCAGGUGGGAAAAAUCAGAGUGCCUCCUAAAGGGGUUUCAAGGCAGAUAGUAUAUCUCCAAUUUGACGAUUAUGUGAGCUUGAAAAUGGUUUAAUACCGUUAUUCAACAAUUUUUUUCUGGCACGAUUUCAAUUGAACCGCGAGCGACUAUUUGGAGAGCUCGUUUAUCGCUUUUUUCGUUUCUUUCUCAAUUUUCAUUGAUUUUUUUCAUCUGUGCGUUUGAAAAGGGUAGAAUAUAUACAAAAAGAGCGGUAACCGAGCUUUUCAAAUAGUCGGUGGCUCUUGAAUUCAACUCGAGCUAAGAACCGCGUACGCAUACGCUACGCGUCCCGCCCAUUUCUCCGCCUCCCUCACCUUUAAAUUCGGGAUGAAUUGACUAUACUCAAAAAGCUUUCAGACGAUCUGCACACAUAACGCGCACGGAGCAGCUCGAGAACGCCCAAGUGACGGGAGCGCUGGCGUCGUUCGACAUCAAGGCAGCUUUCGUCAAGCCGCUGAUCAUAGGAGUCGAAAACGACGACAACAGCUGCAGAGUUAGCCGCGUCGUCUUGGCCUCACUUAUCGACGUUACAGGAUACGGUAGAGGACGUCGCCAGCGACAUGGAGGACAUGAUCUUCGCUCCUUUGCUUUUUCCCAUCCUCCCGGAGGCAGUGAAAGCCUUCCGCGUCUACGAAGACGAUCCUGUCCGUCUCAUUCGACUCUAGUCACUUCAUCGCAAUUUUCAGGGGGCUGAUAGGAAAACGACACUUUCGAAAAUCGACGGAACCUUACUACAGACCUCGGUUGGCUCCCGCGACGACGACAAUGCCGUGCCCGUGUUCAGAAGCGCCACCAGGCUCUGA
This is a messenger RNA of Caenorhabditis auriculariae, 1647 nucleotides long. NCBI's taxonomy places the organism in Eukaryota, Metazoa, Nematoda, Chromadorea, Rhabditida, Rhabditidae. The record is from the annotation of a GenBank genome assembly.